ACAAAUAUGAAACAAUUCUAUAACUUUUGGUCUACUAUAUAUAUAAGGACUCUCGGCGGUUCAAUUCAAAGUCAUCCAGAUUCACCAGCAGUAUGUCGUGGACAGGGCUAAAGAAGGCCAUCAACCGGGCCGGUACUCAGGUGCUUGUCAAGACAGGACAAAUGGACCAGACGGUCGAUAAGGAGUUUGAAUUUGAAGAGAAGCGGUAUCGGACCAUGGAGAUAUCGUCUAAUAAACUUCAGAAGGAAUUGAGACACUACUUAGAAUCACUUCGAAUGCUUACUAAUAGUCAGGUCAAUAUUGGAGAAAGUCUCAGUACUUAUUAUGGAGCUUUACCUUCAAGUCUUACGCCUUCACUAAGUAAUAAUCAUAAUAAUACUCAAGACCCUGAACUGGCUGCUAAUGCGGCACCAAAAGAGAAAUUCAAUUCUUUAUCACAAGAGUACUAUGCAACAAUGAAGACAUUAGGUGAACAAAGUUUAGCUGAAUUAGAACAUCCUUACAACCAAACAGUACUAAAUCCUAUAGCUCGAUUCAAUUCCUACUACAUUGAAAUUAAUGAGGCCAUAAAAAAGCGAGCCAACAAACAAUUAGACUACGAUGCUAUGAAGAGUAAAGUUAAGAAACUCAUUGAAAAGCCUCCAGCUAAUGGAGAUUAUGAAACCAAAUUAGCUAAUUACCAAACCGAAUUAACCGAAUUAGAGAAUGUAUACCAACAGAUAAAUCUGCAAUUGAAAUCAGAAAUCCCAAAAUUGAUAAACUUACGUAUACCCUUCUUAGAUCCAUCAUUUGAAGCAUUUGUUAAGAUUCAACUUCGAUUCUUUAAUGAGAAUUAUUCUCAACUCGAUACUCUUCAGAAAAAGUUAGACUCUCGAACACGUGAGGCUGCCACCAAUGGGAACCUCGAUAAGAGAUUAGAUGAUAUACUUGGGAAAAUGAGAGAAUUGAAUAUUACUGGAGCUUAAAUUGUUAUGAUAGUAUAGUAUAGUAUUCUAUUUUAUUUUAUAGUGUUUAGUGUUUAGUGUUAAUGUUAAUGUUAUGUAUAUUUCGGAAAAUCUGCCAAAUUCGCUUAC
Molecule: messenger RNA, 1073 nt
Organism: Scheffersomyces amazonensis
Lineage: Eukaryota; Fungi; Ascomycota; Pichiomycetes; Serinales; Debaryomycetaceae
Gene: RVS162
Product: Rvs162p
Exons: 1
Coding region: 93-965 (290 amino acids)
Biological process (GO): plasma membrane tubulation; actin cortical patch localization; endocytosis
Cellular component (GO): mating projection tip; actin cortical patch; Rvs161p-Rvs167p complex
Molecular function (GO): protein binding; lipid binding
Source: RefSeq, a predicted model, not a curated record